Molecule: messenger RNA, 3429 nt
Organism: Gorilla gorilla gorilla (western lowland gorilla)
Lineage: Eukaryota; Metazoa; Chordata; Mammalia; Primates; Hominidae
Gene: RPS6KA1
Product: ribosomal protein S6 kinase A1
Exons: 21
Coding region: 443-2602 (719 amino acids)
Biological process (GO): protein phosphorylation; intracellular signal transduction
Molecular function (GO): magnesium ion binding; protein serine/threonine kinase activity; ATP binding
Source: RefSeq, a predicted model, not a curated record
UGGGCAUAGCCAUGGGAAGGAUGCUAUGGAGGGACACAGUAUCUAAACUCUGGGCUGGACAGUCAGACAGUGGCCUUCGCCGACUUUUGCCCCACAUUCUCUCAGGUCCUCCCCUCACGUGGAUGUUUGCGGCUGCUGAUAUGCCCACUGUGACACUGCGUUAUCGCCUUGUGACUUUUGUCUCUGCUCUUGUCUCUCCUCCUUAGAGUCAGAGGACACAGGGAGAGGUGUGCCCCUGGGCCUUCCCUGGGGUCAUGGGCUUGGGGUCUGCAGUGUCCCCUCCUCUAUAGAGGAGCCUGACCCAUCAUCUGCCCCUCCUCCCUGCAGAGGGGGAAGUGAGAAGGAGGGGGGCCAGAGACCCUGCCUUCUGGGCCAGGAAGGCUAAAAAAAGCAGAAGUAAGAAGAGUAACGGGGCCCUCUGGCCACCGGCUUGAGCCCCACCAUGCAGACCCCAGCAGAUUUCCCCAGGGUUGAGAGAGACUUGGUUCCCUGUCCCAGAAAGGAUGAGGGCGUCCUCAAGGAGAUCUCCAUCACGCACCACGUCAAGGCUGGCUCUGAGAAGGCUGAUCCAUCCCAUUUCGAGCUCCUCAAGGUUCUGGGCCAGGGAUCCUUUGGCAAAGUCUUCCUGGUGCGGAAAGUCACCCGGCCUGACAGUGGGCACCUAUAUGCUAUGAAGGUGCUGAAGAAGGCAACGCUGAAAGUACGUGACCGCGUCCGGACCAAGAUGGAGAGAGACAUCCUGGCUGAUGUAAAUCACCCAUUCGUGGUGAAGCUGCACUAUGCCUUCCAGACCGAGGGCAAGCUCUAUCUCAUUCUGGACUUCCUGCGUGGUGGGGACCUCUUCACCCGGCUCUCAAAAGAGGUGAUGUUCACGGAGGAGGAUGUGAAGUUUUACCUGGCCGAGCUGGCUCUGGGCCUGGAUCACCUGCACAGCCUGGGUAUCAUUUACAGAGACCUCAAGCCUGAGAACAUCCUUCUGGAUGAGGAGGGCCACAUCAAGCUCACUGACUUUGGCCUGAGCAAAGAGGCCAUUGACCACGAGAAGAAGGCCUAUUCUUUCUGCGGGACAGUGGAGUACAUGGCCCCUGAGGUCGUCAACCGCCAGGGCCACUCCCAUAGUGCGGACUGGUGGUCCUAUGGGGUGUUGAUGUUUGAGAUGCUGACGGGCUCCCUGCCCUUCCAGGGGAAGGACCGGAAGGAGACCAUGACAUUGAUUCUGAAGGCGAAGCUAGGCAUGCCCCAGUUUCUGAGCACUGAAGCCCAGAGCCUCUUGCGGGCCCUGUUCAAGCGGAAUCCUGCCAACCGGCUCGGCUCCGGCCCUGAUGGGGCAGAGGAAAUCAAGCGGCAUGUCUUCUACUCCACCAUUGACUGGAAUAAGCUAUACCGUCGUGAGAUCAAGCCACCCUUCAAGCCAGCAGUGGCUCAGCCUGAUGACACCUUCUACUUUGACACCGAGUUCACGUCCCGCACACCCAAGGAUUCCCCAGGCAUCCCCCCCAGCGCUGGGGCCCAUCAGCUGUUCCGGGGCUUCAGCUUCGUGGCCACUGGCCUGAUGGAAGACGACGGCAAGCCUCGUGCCCCACAAGCACCCCUGCACUCGGUGGUACAGCAACUCCAUGGGAAGAACCUGGUUUUUAGUGACGGCUACGUGGUAAAGGAGACAAUUGGUGUGGGCUCCUACUCUGAGUGCAAGCGCUGUGUCCACAAGGCCACCAACAUGGAGUAUGCUGUCAAGGUCAUUGAUAAGAGCAAGCGGGAUCCUUCAGAAGAGAUUGAGAUUCUUCUGCGGUACGGCCAGCACCCCAACAUCAUCACUCUGAAAGAUGUGUAUGAUGAUGGCAAACACGUGUACCUGGUGACAGAGCUGAUGCGGGGUGGGGAGCUGCUGGACAAGAUCCUGCGGCAGAAGUUCUUCUCAGAGCGGGAGGCCAGCUUUGUCCUGCACACCAUUGGCAAAACUGUGGAGUAUCUGCACUCACAGGGGGUUGUGCACAGGGACCUGAAGCCCAGCAACAUCCUGUAUGUGGACGAGUCCGGGAAUCCCGAGUGCCUGCGCAUCUGUGACUUUGGUUUUGCCAAACAGCUGCGGGCUGAGAAUGGGCUCCUCAUGACACCUUGCUACACAGCCAACUUUGUGGCGCCCGAGGUGCUGAAGCGCCAGGGCUACGAUGAAGGCUGCGACAUCUGGAGCCUGGGCAUUCUGCUCUACACCAUGCUGGCAGGAUACACUCCAUUUGCCAACGGUCCCAGUGACACACCAGAGGAAAUCCUAACCCGGAUCGGCAGUGGGAAGUUUACCCUCAGUGGGGGAAAUUGGAACACAGUUUCAGAGACAGCCAAGGACCUGGUGUCCAAGAUGCUACACGUGGAUCCCCACCAGCGCCUCACAGCUAAGCAGGUUCUGCAGCAUCCAUGGGUCACCCAGAAAGACAAGCUUCCCCAAAGCCAGCUGUCCCACCAGGACCUACAGCUUGUGAAGGGAGCCAUGGCUGCCACGUACUCUGCACUCAACAGCUCCAAGCCCACCCCCCAGCUGAAGCCCAUCGAGUCAUCCAUCCUGGCCCAGCGGCGAGUGAGGAAGUUGCCAUCCACCACCCUGUGAGGCACCAGGGCAUUCAGGCCACAGGGCGGUGCUAGCUUGACGGAGUCAGCAUGCUUCCCAGAGGGAGCAGGCCGGAACCACAGGGCCAGAGGGAGCUGGAACCCGAGGGGCUGGGGAAGCUGCCAGCCCAGAACACCCCUAAUGAGGGUGUGAGAAGUGCCUUCUCCUUCCCCAGGAUGGACUCUUCUCAGCUCAGGCUCUGCUGGUGGAAAGCGAUUCACUGUAUAAACUCUUUUUUUAUGGAAAAAAUGGCAUCAACCACCAUGGAUUUUUACAAGAUCCAUUUGCCUUUCUGGGAGCAGAAACAGCCAUUGCGGCCCCAGGAGGGGAACUGAGUCACGCUGGGGCUCUCUGAGACUCUUUAGAGCAGCUUUGGGAUCCCACCCUGGGGACCCCCACGAUUGGCCAUCUGUAGCCAUCUGCACACACCUCCGAGACAGUCCAGUGUCACCUCUCUCAGAGCAUCUGGCUGUUUAGCAGAACUCAUUCUAUCCCCAAUCAGCUCCUUUUCCGUUCUGUUCUGCUGGGAGUUCUAGAACCACUUCCUGCUACAGGAGGGGACUCAUGUCCUGCUGGCUUCCAGCUUCAGGCACCAGCAUCCACCUUGGCUCUGCCAGUGGAUCCCCUGCGGUCAGGCUGGGCAGCCCCAGAGAGAGGAUGUGGAAAGCACUUUUUGGCUGACUUCAUUUGGGGUUGGCAACAGGACAGAGUUCACAGGAGGCCAGUGGGCGGGCCAUGAGGGACAGGGUCUUUUUCAUUUCUUCCUCAGCUGGUUACUCAGGGUUCAUCUGUCCAUGGCCUUUCUAAUAAACUGUUGAGUUGAAGCA